UCUAACAAUAGAGUUCGGAAUAAUUGAUCCUGGAACAUAUUAAUGUAUAUAUUAAUGGUACAUUUGUAUUGCAGAUGCUGUUGGAUACUCAAGCUGUAAAGACAAUUCUUUUGGAAAUUCCUUCCCUUGGUCGACAGACAUCUGGUGCUGCUGGCUAUUCAAAAUUUGUAAGUCGAGAGAUGAGCAAAGCCGAAGCACUUUUGAAGGUUAUACUAUCUCCUGUUGAUUCAGUGGCGGAUACAUACCGUGCGUUGCUCCCAGAGGGAACACCGAUGGAGUUUCAGCGUAUUUUAGAGCUCAAGGGCCUCAAGAAAUCGGACCAACAAAGUAUCUUAGACGACUUCAACAAAGGGUCGCCGGUAAUCUCACAACCUUCUGGGGCAGCAGCAGCAGCUAGCCAGGCAAUUCCACAAGCCCAGUCUGCGACUACAGUUCCAGCCAUGUCAAAUCCUGCUUCAGCUGGAUUUAUAGCUUCUCGGGAAGAUGUGCUAACAAGAGCAGCUGCUCUUGGACGCGGUGCUGCGACUACAGGGUUCAAGAGGUUCCUUGCUUUAACCGAAGCUGCCAAGGACCGUAAAGAUGGCCCUUUCAGAAAGCUCUUCAAUGCAUGAUUAUUGCACACGUGUUUAUUGCAGCAUUUUCAACAAUGGUUCGACAAAGGGGGAAUAUGAUUCUCUUAGGAUGCGGGCUGCCAAACUGAUGAGACAGAAUAGUCGUUGAUU
Messenger RNA from Hibiscus syriacus, 722 nucleotides. RefSeq names its product vacuolar protein sorting-associated protein 53 A-like. The record is from RefSeq and is a predicted model, not a curated record. The coding region runs from base 75 to 611 and encodes 178 amino acids. Lineage: Eukaryota; Viridiplantae; Streptophyta; Magnoliopsida; Malvales; Malvaceae. The transcript has 4 exons. Gene Ontology annotation, cellular component: GARP complex. Gene Ontology annotation, biological process: retrograde transport, endosome to Golgi.